Molecule: messenger RNA, 954 nt
Organism: Lichtheimia ornata
Lineage: Eukaryota; Fungi; Mucoromycota; Mucoromycetes; Mucorales; Lichtheimiaceae
Exons: 7
Coding region: 1-954 (317 amino acids)
Molecular function (GO): methyltransferase activity
Source: RefSeq, a predicted model, not a curated record
AUGGUGUCACAAACUCAAAAGUUGAACGCUUCCACCGGUUUUGCAAGUUUUUUGAAAUCGAAAUGGCGAUCUCGAGACGAAAGACCUUCACGACCACAAACAAUCAACGCAAUGACAGACGUUGAAAGGGACUAUGUACGGCAUAGUGCUUUAAAGCUUGCAUUGGAUGGAGAUUUUCAAGCCCCCAUCCAUCAAUUACUCAAAUCAGGAGGUAGCGAAAUACUUGACAUUGGAUGCGGCGCAGGGUUCUGGACAACUGACAUGGCUGCAAAAUACCCCAUUUCGCACUUUACUGGCAUCGAUAUCGACAAGGAUAUCUUUCCUACUAGUGGAGUGACGAGAAACGUUAUCUUUCAACGAGUGGAUCUUUUGGAAUUACCGCUUCCUUAUGAAAACGAUACCUUUGAUUAUAUCUUUAUUCGGUGCAUGAUGGAUGUGGUUCCUGACGAGGAUUGGGAUGACGUACUCAACGAACUUGUGCGUAUCAUGAAAAAGGGUGGCUACAUUGAAUGCCUCGAGACAUACCCAGAUCUCUUUGAUACAGGGCCUGCCAUGUCAACCAUAAUGCAACUAGUGGUAAAUGCGGAUAAAUCUUCAUCGGAUGAGCCUGCCAGUAUGGUGCUGAAUCCAUUACCCAAUCGUAUGGCCGCUAUUAAUCAACUCACGGGCAUGCAAAUCAAACAUUUACAUACACCUGUUGGUCGUUAUGGAGGUGCCAUGGGCGCUCUAUUGCUGGAACAUUGGGUGCGCAUCAUUGAAUCAUCAAAGCAAAAAUGGAUCCAAAACAAAUUGAUUGGGGAGAAGCAGCUGGCUGCGACUCUUGAGGAAUUGCAACAAGAAGUGGACGUGUACCAGACAUACAUGUCUUGGUACUCUGUUGUAGCACAAAAGAAAGGAUACAAAGGACCAAUUAUCCGUGUCGAGGAUUAUGAUACACUUCAAUCGCAAGAAUAG